GCGACGCUCUAGUCAACGCUUCUCUAAGGUCAGCCGGUUGACCGCCAAGCCGCAAGAGAAAGCCCAGCCAGCCUCGGGGCGUGCAUCUUGCCGACGCGAGUCAUGGAGCGUCUCCCAAAGCUCGCAGUCUUCGAUCUGGAUUACACGCUCUGGCCGUUCUGGGUGGACACGCAUGUAGACCCCCCGUUCCACAAGAGCAGUGAUGGAACUAUACGAGACAGGCGCGGCCAAACCGUCCGACUGUACCCAGAGGUGCCUGAGGUCCUGGAAAGAUUGCAGGGCCUGGGGGUUCCCGUCGCGGCAGCUUCACGGACAGGUGAGGUUGAAGGAGCCAACCAGCUGCUGGAGCUCUUCGACCUGGUCAGACAUUUUGUUCAUCGGGAAAUCUAUCCAGGCAGCAAGGUCACGCACUUUGAGAGGUUGCAUCGGAAAACUGGAGUUCCUUUCUCCCAGAUGAUCUUCUUUGAUGAUGAGAAGCGGAAUAUUGUAGACGUCAGCAAACUAGGUGUUGCCUGUGUUCAUGUCCAGAAUGGAAUGAACCUUCAGACCCUAACUCAAGGAUUAGAGGUGUUUGCAAAGGCCCAGGCUGGACUCUGAGGUCCAGUCUUGUGGAUGAGCCUCUUUGGAGGCAUAGAACUGAGAGGAAAUCAGGAGGGCAUUUUCAGGUGCAUUUGUAAAUUAUUAUUAAAGUGUAUUUGUUUGUGGCACAAGAAA
Messenger RNA from Sus scrofa (pig), 714 nucleotides. RefSeq names its product magnesium dependent phosphatase 1 (gene MDP1). Lineage: Eukaryota; Metazoa; Chordata; Mammalia; Artiodactyla; Suidae. The record is from RefSeq and is a predicted model, not a curated record. Gene Ontology annotation, molecular function: acid phosphatase activity.